GAUUUCCUGUUUCUCCAUCUUAGGUCAUGCGGGGACAACGCGUCCCGCUUUUCAUGGUUUGGUGAUAUUUCUGGUAAGAAAACAAAACGGAUGGUGAAGAAGAGCUGAGUGCGGCGCAGAGCGGCCAUUUCCUGCUGAGGAUAAGUUGUGGGAUCAUCUGUGAACUCCAGCGUCCUGCUGGAUCUACAAGUUGACCUCACCACCAGUUCACCCAUCUCUCUGGUUGUGAAGAGGAGCGGUCUCCAUUAGAAGAAAUGGAGCAUCGAGGCAAAACGCUGGAGGCUGAUUUCAACCCCAAAGUCCUGCUGCAUAGAUUAGAUGCUCAGCAGAUGUUGCUGCUUAAAGAAGAUGCUCCUGAAGAACAUGGUCCAGGUCUUGACCUACAAGGUCCAGAGUCUCUCCCACCAACCAUGAAUGAGGAUGAUGAAGAGUUUCUCCUGUCUUCUCACCUUCAUCAGCACCACAGAGAGUUACCAGAAGAUCACUGUGAAGCAGCAGAACCUAUCAGGAGUCAAGAUCAUGGAGAUUAUUCCAACUCAUCAGAGACUGAACUCAUUGAGGAGGAAGAAGAGGAGGAAGAAGCUGAUGUAAAUAAUGUUUUCUGUCAACUUGAACAAUUGCCAGAUUGCAGACCAAAUAGUAAAUACAAGGGAAAUGACAGCAAGGUGAGCCAUUCAACUAAAGGAUCUCCAAUCUCUCAGGAUAAAAUGAAAUUAUUUACUUCAAAGAAAACCCUAGACUCAAUGAGGAAAGUUAAUGUUGAAAUGAAAUUUAGCUGUGAUGCCAAUGGUAUAUCAUGUAAAAAAAAUCCAACAUCAAAAAGACAUGCGAGAACCCUAGCAGAACAUGAACAUCUCUGUAAAUUGUGUGGCCACACAUUUAAAAACAGAAGAAACUUAGACACACACAUGAGAAUCCACACAGGAGAGAAACCUUUCAGUUGUGAUCUUUGUGGAUACAGAUGUAGCCAGAAAUCAAGUUUAAAUGUACACAUGAGAAUCCACACAGAGGAUAAACCUUUAAGUUGUGAUCUUUGCGAAUACCGAUGUAGUGUAAAAUCAAGUUUAAAUAGACACAUGAGAACCCACACAGGUGAGAAACCUUUCAGUUGUGAUCUUUGUGGAUACAGAUGUAGCCAGAAAUCAAGUUUAAAUGUACACAUGAGAAUCCACACAGAGGAUAAACCUUUCAGGUGUGAUCUUUGUGAAUACAGAUGUAGUGUAAAAUCAAGUUUAAAUAGACACAUGAGAACCCACACAGGUGAGAAACCUUUCAGUUGUGAUCUUUGUGGAUACAGAUGUAGUGUAAAAUCAAGUUUAAACAAACACAUGAGAAUCCACACAGGGGAUAAACCUUUCAGUUGUGAUCUUUGUGGAUACAGAUGUAGUGUAAAAUCAAGUUUAAACAAACACAUGAGAACCCACACUGGAGAAAAACCUUUCAGUUGUGAACUUUGUGGUUAUCAAUGUAGUCAGAAAUCACAUUUAAACAAGCACAUGAGAAUCCACUAAAGAUAAACAUUCUAGUUGUGAUAUUUUAGGCACAGGAAAUGAGGAUCAUAUUUUAAAUGGAAGACUCUAAAGAAAAAUAUUCUUCUGUUGUGUGUUGAAGUCUAUGAAACAAUAAAAAGAGUGGAAAUUGAUUUUGAAAUGGCA
Messenger RNA from Poecilia latipinna (sailfin molly), 1655 nucleotides. Its product is annotated as zinc finger protein 501-like. Gene Ontology annotation, cellular component: nucleus. Gene Ontology annotation, biological process: regulation of transcription by RNA polymerase II. Gene Ontology annotation, molecular function: DNA-binding transcription factor activity, RNA polymerase II-specific. Bases 255 to 1511 code for a protein of 418 amino acids. NCBI's taxonomy places the organism in Eukaryota, Metazoa, Chordata, Actinopteri, Cyprinodontiformes, Poeciliidae. The record is from RefSeq and is a predicted model, not a curated record. The transcript is spliced from 6 exons.